This is a messenger RNA of Aspergillus puulaauensis, 2166 nucleotides long. Its product is annotated as Zn(II)2Cys6 transcription factor. Gene Ontology annotation, biological process: DNA-templated transcription; regulation of DNA-templated transcription. The record is from RefSeq and is a predicted model, not a curated record. Lineage: Eukaryota; Fungi; Ascomycota; Eurotiomycetes; Eurotiales; Aspergillaceae. Bases 1 to 2166 code for a protein of 721 amino acids. Gene Ontology annotation, molecular function: zinc ion binding; DNA binding; DNA-binding transcription factor activity, RNA polymerase II-specific. The transcript has 2 exons.
AUGGCCCGGGCAUGCGAGUUCUGCCGCAGACGCAAGAUCCGAUGCGACGCCUCCAAGCCAGCCUGCUCUACUUGCCGGAAUAGCAAGAGGCUGUGUGUCUACCACAAUGGACCACCCAAGCAGCGUCCUUCCACUGCGCUUAUCGACUCACUGCAGAGCGAAAAGGCAGCGCUGGAAGAUGCGCUGAGCCGGCUUAAGAGCGCAGAUGAUACCGAAAGGCGUGCUCUGCUUGACUCGGUGGUGGUGCGUAACGGCCGCAUAUCACUCUUAGACUCACGCAGCGUAUCGACACCGCAGUCACCGCGGCCGCAGUCCGCCUAUCGAACGGAAUAUGGCAUGGAACAGGAGCUCUUGGGCAGUAAUGCUGCCCGAACGAGGCAGGAUGACGGUGACGCGACAAACAGCGAUGAUACCGACCGUGGUGAUCGCGGUGUUGAGCACAAGGCCGAUAGAGCGCUGUCUCUGACGAGUAACAGCCACGCAACAAGCGAUGGAAUCUUCAGCUCAACCUCCGUGGUCCAUGUUAGUAGCUCGAUGACCAGCCCCGAGCGACCCGCAGUAUCUAAAGAGUCGCUACGGUACCAGCUGAUUGCCAACGCUGCAAUGGAGAGGCAGCGUGAGCACCGUCUGCGUAGGUUGACCGUUAUAAGAGGAAUACCGGCAGACCUGGCGCUUCACCUACUCGAUCUUCACUGGAGCAGGCAGCAUCACACCUUCCUUCUGACGUAUCGACCUGCCUUUAUGCGAGAACUCGAGCGUGGGGGGCGAUACUGCUCUGACCUCUUGCUGUAUGCUGUCUUUGCGUGUGCAUCCAAGUUCUCCGAGCGGCCUGAGGUACGCAGUAACCCGAUAGACCCGGAAACAGCGGGACAGCAGUUCUUCAGCCGUUGCCACGAGCUCUUGUUGGUUAAGGGAUUGAUGACCCAAUCGAGUAUACCGACUGUCAUCGCGAUGGUCAUGCUCGGGUCCACACUGAUUGCAAGAGGAAUGGCGUCCAAGGGCUGGUUAUAUACCGGUUACGCUAUGCGUAUGGUUUACGACCUGGGCCUGCAUUACGAUUCACAAGAGCCGAACGAGCAUAACGUCGAGGAGAUUGAGAUCCGGCGGCGGGUCUUCUGGGGAGCGUUUGUCUGCGAGAAGCUGCAAAGUCUGUACCUUGGGCGGCCACCUACAAUCAGACUCCAGGAUGUUCGUGUGUCACAGGACUUUAUGGAUACGUUCGAGGAGCUGGAGCCGUGGGAGCCCUAUAAUGAAGCGAUCACGGAUACAACUACUAACAAAGCAGCGUCUUCUCCGGCGCCGUUGGCGCAUUCGAUGACUACCUUCCAGCAGCUCUGUCUGCUUUCCCAACUUAUGACCCAGAUCAUUGACAAGAUCUAUUAUGUCGGAGCCACGGCUUCAAAAACAAUAGAUCAGAUAGGGGCCCUUGACGAUGCCCUCACAGCCUGGUACUGCGGGCUGCCAGCCCACCUGGCUUAUGAGCCCUGGACGAAGGACCCCUUAGAGCCCCCGGUCAUAGUUGCACCAAACCGUAUCAUCCUUCUGACAACCUACCACUCGCUCACUGUGCUAUUGCACCGGCCGUUUAUCACAGCGCUCAGCAGCACAAGCAAUCACAACUCCGCUGACACAAUCGGAACCCCUGCUUUCUCCUGGAAGCGGUGCACAGCAGCGGCACGGCAUAUCACCAGUCUCGCCCUCAGCUAUCAAUCCAUCUACCCAUUGCGCAAGUCCAGCUACUUGCUCAGCUACGCUGUUUACGUCGCGUGCACAGUCCAUGUGCUCAACACUGCUUCGCUUUCAGCGGCGGAGAGCGACAGCAAUGCACACGCGGAAUCGUCUUACCUACUCAGCGCAAGCCUGAGGUGCCUAGAUGCAUUGGCAGUCCCAAACUCUGGGGCUGCCGAUACAGCGCGGAUAAUUCGCAAGUUAAUGACCGCCAAGGGCGUACAGGAAUCGCCAACGCACUCGGAGGUCCAGGCGUCGACCUUUCACCGGAACCUCGAUAAUUGUUGGCAGUUCCCCAGUGACUCCCCGACGUAUGACGAUAUUGGACAGAUGCAGCCCUUCCAGGAUAUUUUCAUUCCCGGCCAGGACCUCUUGUUCGGGUUCAUGAACGAUAACAUGCACCUUGCGGCAUUUGAUAUGAAUGACACAACCUUCUAA